UGCAGUAAGAGGUUCCGCGUCGAAGCAGCACCACAACCACACUACCAGUAGCACCGAUCCACCUGGAGCAGUGACAAAACCCGAAACGGAUAUAGCCGAAAACAAACCACCCGAAAAUGCAGUCCAGUUGUGUGUUAGUGGUCGUCCUAGCCUUGGCUGCCCUGGUGGCCGCUCGUCCCGAGCCGCCGCGUGACUCGUACAGUGCGCCCCCCUCCAGCAGCUACCAGCCGAGUGGACCCAGUGGGGGCUACGGCGCCCCUGCGCCCCAGUACGGUCCCCCCCAGCAGCCGCCGGUGGUUCACAAGCACGUCUAUGUCCAUGUUCCGCCACCAGAGCCGGAGUACCAGGCACCCAGGAAACCCCUGUACGUGCCGCCUCCGCAGAAGCACUACAAGAUCGUGUUCAUCAAGGCACCAUCCCCACCUGCCCCAACCGCACCCGUAAUCCCGCAGUUCCCACAGAACGAGGAGAAGACACUGGUGUACGUGCUAGUCAAGAAGCCCGAGGAGCAGCCGGAGAUCAUCAUCCCCACGCCGGCUCCCACCCAGCCCAGCAAGCCGGAGGUGUACUUCAUCCGCUACAAGACCCAGAAGGAGGAGACUGGACCCUACCCCAACAGUGUGGCGCCUCCAGCGCCCGAAUACGGAGCUCCAGCUGCACCGCCCGCACCCUCUGCACCCAGCAGCUCGUAUGGGGCACCUUCCCACUAAGCGACCCAACACAUCCAAUCCAACCCGAAUUCCGAUUUGCGAGUCUCAACCCAUCUCAUGGCAAACUGCAUAUCUUAUGUGUAUUAUUUUUUGUUCUGUUUCAAAGACUUUAACGCGUGACAAAGUUUAUUAAGCAACGAAAUCCCUCAUCUCCCCCAGCUCAUAUGAAUAUUACCCCGAUCGAGGAGUAAUUCUUACCUCUGAAGUUGUUUCUACCUAUUGUACGAGAAGUAUGUUUUCCAUCUAGGCUGUUUGUUUCAAAUUGUUUGUUUAGUCUUAAGAUUAGGUCUUACCGAACGAUGCGUUAUACACUCACACAACACACUCGAUGAACUCACUGCAAAUUAGCCCUAGUUAAGCGAUAACCGAUAUAUACAGUAUACAUGAUUUUCAUCUGAAAUGCAUUUUCAACUAGGCAAUUUGUACCAAUACUAUAUUGCACUUUUGCACUCUAUUUCCUUAACUGUAAAUAGGGAGUGCGAAACGACCGAAAAGCAACAGAAAAUACAAAUAAAAAUGAUACUCAAGUAUGUA
This is a messenger RNA of Drosophila suzukii, 1244 nucleotides long. RefSeq names its product TweedleE (gene TwdlE). Lineage: Eukaryota; Metazoa; Arthropoda; Insecta; Diptera; Drosophilidae. The record is from RefSeq and is a predicted model, not a curated record.